UUCUACUAUUCAGCUAUUCAUCAGUAUCACAAAUCACAAAUAAUGAACCAAAAAACCAUAUGCAUCUUCAUAGUGUUAUUCAAUUUUGUCCUUUUGGCACAAAAAUUUUCUGCUGCUGCUGAUGAUGAUCUGCAAUAUCAAGCCUGUGAGGCAAAGAAAUGUGCCCAUGGUCCCGAAAUAAGCUAUCCCUUUUAUCUUAGGCCAGCAAGAAUCUUAUUGUGGUUUCCCUGAGUUCAACAUUAGUUGUGAUGGGCAGGGCUAUCCGAUUCUUCGCAUACCUGAAAAUGAUUACGUAGUGGACAACAUUUCCUAUGAGAACAAUUCUUUUUGGGUUUAUAAUGCUGCGGUUUCAGGACCGGAGGCUGGUUGUCUUCCUGAUAUUAAAAAUCUAACGGUGACUAAUGGGAGUAUUGGUUUGAGGUUGGUUACUGAAUCAAGAAUCAAUAUAUUGCGGAAUUGCAGUGAAUUGUUGGUAGAGCAACUUUGGAGGUACAGGGUUGGUUGUAAUGAAGGGAAGGGAUACAAUUGGAGUUUUGUAUUGUUUGAAGAUAGUGGAUUCUUGAAGUCUGCGUUGCAGGAGUGCAAGGAGAAUGUGUUGGCACCAGUGGAGAUAGGGGAAGGCGAUAGAAGCAGCGAUGUGGUGAAGUAUGAUGUGUUAUUGAAAAGGGGAUUUGAGUUGAGAUGGAAUGUAAGUAGUUGCGAAGAAUGUGCAGAGAGUGGAGGGCGGUGUGGGUUUAACGCCACCACUCUCUACUUCAUGUGUUUCUGUCCUGACAGACCUCAUUUCGCCAAAUGCAAACCUGAACCCAUAACCGAGAGCAAGAGCAAGGGGAAACUCAUUCUAAUAACAGGUGGUGGGGCAGCACUGAUCCUUAUAUUCAUGUUCAUCCUAUUACUCUGCAUUACCAAGAAACUGUCAUUUUGUUCUUCCAUGGAUCUCACAACUGAGGUAGAAGAGUUUCUUAAGAGCCCUGGAUCUUUAGCUCCAAAAAGAUUUAGCUAUUCCGAAGUAAAGAAAAUCACAAACUCAUUCAAGAAUGAACUUGGUAAAGGAGGUUUUGGUUGUGUAUAUAAAGGAAAGUUAGGCGACGGAAACCUUGUGGCAGUUAAGGUUUUGAAGGAACUAAAUGCCAGUGGAGAAGAAUUCAUCAACGAGGUGGCAAGUAUUAGUAGGACUUCUCAUGUUAAUAUCGUAAAUCUUAUUGGAUUUUGCAUUGAAGGAAGAAAAAGAGCUCUUGUUUAUGAGUUCAUGGCUAAUGGAUCCCUUGAGAAUUUUAUUUAUGACGAUAAAUCUUUGAUGAGUCGUCAAUUGGGAUGGAACAUGUUAUAUAAAAUAUCAAUAGGCGUAGCGAGAGGGUUAGAGUACUUGCAUCGUGGCUGCAACACUCGCAUCCUACACUUGGAUAUAAAGCCUCAUAAUAUUCUUCUAGAUGAAGACUUCUCUCCCAAAAUUUCAGAUUUUGGUCUUGCUAAGCUAUGCACCAAACAGGAAAGCAUUGUGUCACUCCUUGGUGCACGAGGAACUAUCGGAUAUAUUGCUCCAGAAGUUGUUUGCAAAAACAUUGGAGGGGUUUCUCACAAGUCAGAUGUCUACAGUUAUGGAAUGGUGGUCCUCGAGAUGGUUGGAGGACGAAGGAAUGUUGAUAAUGGAGUUAGUCGCAAUAGUAAAAUAUACUUUCCACAUUGGAUUUACACGCGUCUUGUGUUAGAUGAUGAGCUUGGUUUAAAUGGAGUAACUAAUGAAGAGGAGAACGAGUGUGCAAGAAAGAUGAUAAUAGUAAGCUUAUGGUGCAUACAAACUGAUCCAUCAACUAGACCAUCAAUGUCUAGGGUAGUGGAAAUGUUAGAAGGUAAAGUGGAAGAUUUGCCAAUUCCCCCUAAGCCUUACCUCUAUUCCUCCACAGAAUCAGAGGAACAACACUCAUCCCCAAAACCUUACAUCGAUUCCUUAACAAGUUCAGAAGAACAAUACUCAUCCUCUAUGUUUAUAACUUAGUACAUGAUUCUUGAUUUCAUUAUAGAAUGUUUUUCAUACAUUACAAUCUAGUUCCAUUGGUACAUUGUGAGCUUAAAUCUUGUCUUAUUUAAAUUAAUUUUAUGAGUUGCAAAUUGCAAUGACCA
Messenger RNA from Ipomoea triloba (trilobed morning glory), 2121 nucleotides. RefSeq names its product PR5-like receptor kinase. Bases 758 to 1996 code for a protein of 412 amino acids. Gene Ontology annotation, molecular function: protein kinase activity; ATP binding. The record is from RefSeq and is a predicted model, not a curated record. NCBI's taxonomy places the organism in Eukaryota, Viridiplantae, Streptophyta, Magnoliopsida, Solanales, Convolvulaceae. The transcript has 3 exons. Gene Ontology annotation, biological process: protein phosphorylation.